AUGCCUUUCUACCAGUCAAGAACAGCGCAGUUUGUUCUGUUCACGUUGUUUAUCUACGUCCUGACAUUUGCAUCUGUUUAUUUCGCUAUCUCUUCGAGUAUUUCAUUUCUACAAGUAACCAUUAAAUUGACUCAAGGUUUCAAUAUAAUCAUCAUAUCUAUCUUUUCUAUAAUCAAUUCCAUUAUUCUUUGGAAAUUUUCUAAUUAUUUACUCUUUGGAGAACUACGACUCAUCGAAUAUGAACAUGUCUUAGAGAGACUCCCCUUCACGGUCAUUAAUAUGGUCUUCAUGUCAAGUAUGUUCAAUGAACAUGAUAUUUUCACUACCAUCAUCUUAAGUUUAUUACUUCUAUAUAUGAAAGUCUCUAAUUGGAUCCUUAGAGAUCGUCUAGAAUCAUUGUUACAAACGGUAAAUGAUUCCACAACUAUUUUCAAUUUAAUUUUCUCUACCCAAUUCUUCUUCAACUUAAUACUAUUUUCUCUAAUUGAUUAUUUGAUGAUGAAUUUUUGUAUUUCAAACUCAUUAUUAUCAAAUAGCAACAUUGGAUCAUCUGCCUCAGUUUAUUUAUUAAUGGGGAUGGAAUUCACCAUGUUACUGGUUGAUCUUUUCAAUAUUCUUUGUCACUCCAUAUUAAACAUUUACGAAUUUUAUAAAUCUUCAUUAGUCUCCCUAGAUACCCAUUUAACCUCUGAGGAUGAAGAAGAUGAUGAAUCUGGGUUUAACGGUCUUGAAGGUAAGUUUAUUUAUGAAAAAAUAAUCGAUACAUUCACAAGGUUUUUAAAGACAAUCAUUCAUAUUUUAUUAUUAAUUCCAUUUGCUAUGCCCGUUAUGUUAAGUAAAGAUGUAGUCAUUGAUUUGGUCACUUUGAGUCAGAACAUUAAUACAAUUUGGAAGAUUUGGGUCAAUAAUAGAAAAUUAGAUGACCAACUCCCCACAGUGACUCAACAUCAAUUAGAUUCAAUGGAAGAUAAGAUAUGUAUAAUUUGUAUGGAUGAUUUAUCCAUUAAUUCUAUUCAAAAGAAUUUUGAAAAGAGAAAACCAAAAAUGUUACCUUGUGGCCAUAUUUUACACAUGAAUUGUUUAAAAAAUUGGAUGGAAAGAUCACAAACUUGUCCAAUGUGCAGAUUGCCCGUCUUUAAUGAAAAGGGUGAAGUUCUACCAACAAGAAGAGAAAGAGCAACAACUCCGGAACCUUCUACAUCUACCUCUUCAGAUUCAGAAGAAAAUGAAGAAUGGGUUUCUUUUCCUAUUGAAACAAUUGAUGAUAGUACUAUAACUUUCAAUUUGGCCAACGAUGAUGGAAGAAUCUUGAAAUCUCGUCUUUUGAUAAAUUCAACAACUGACACGACUCAGAAUUCGGAUGAUAUUUUAGGCUUAAAACAAAAAAUUAAUCAACUACAAGAUCAAAUAAAUCAAUUAAAUAAGAAUAUGAAACCAAUAGAUGAAAAGGAAAAUAUACUUCUUUCUCAUACAGAAUAG
Messenger RNA from Henningerozyma blattae CBS 6284, 1479 nucleotides. RefSeq names its product E3 ubiquitin-protein ligase HRD1 (gene HRD1). Gene Ontology annotation, cellular component: cytoplasm. The transcript has a single exon. Bases 1 to 1479 code for a protein of 492 amino acids. NCBI's taxonomy places the organism in Eukaryota, Fungi, Ascomycota, Saccharomycetes, Saccharomycetales, Saccharomycetaceae. The record is from RefSeq and is a predicted model, not a curated record.